AUGGCUUUAAGUCCCGAGCCCCCCGCCAUUAAGCUCCAGCCAGACUUUUACAUCUCCGCUCACGCCAUACAGCUAGGGCAAAACAUCCACGCCUUAGACCUGCUGCAAGGCUCAAGUCCAGGCGAAGCGUUCCAGGAGCGACAGUUCCUGGACCUGGGCUGCGGAACCGGAGACUUCACGCGUGACCAUCUCCUUCCCCGCUGCAGUCCAUGCAGACGGAUGGUCGCCGCGGACGUCUCGUUGGAGAUGAUAGAGUUCGCGCGGAAGCAUUUUCCCCACCCUAAGAUCUGCUACGACCUGCUGGACAUUUCGGCGAGUGAAGUGACCGGCUUUGUUCUGAAAUACGGCCAGUUCGACCGCGUGUUCUCUUUCUUCUGCUUGCACUGGAUAAAGGACCAGAAAACGGCCAUGACGAACGUCGCCGCGUUGAUGAAGCCCGGCGGAGACUGCUUGCUUCUCUUCAACGCUUAUACCCGCGUGACGCUACUACGCAGAAAGCUGGCGAGGAUGGAUCAUUGGAAGAAAUACGCGAAGGAGUGCGAGAGGUCUGUGCCCCCAACCGUCGACCUGGUGGGGAAGGGCAAAGAUGCUCUCAUGUCGUACGUGCAAGACCUCCUGAGGUCCGCCGAUCUUACGCCAAUCACUUGCGACGUGUGGCCAUGGCCGUCGGAAAACGACACCUUAGACAAGACGAUAGAAAAGAAGAUGGGCUACUGCCUCCUUUCAACCCUUGUCACGGAAGAAGACAGGCCCGUUCUCAUCCAAGAUGUCACCGAAUACGUAAAGGAAGCUAUGGCCCAAAAAGAAGCGGGAUGCCUGACACCCGAAGGCGAAAUAUUUUUUGUGCACGCGUGCAAACCCUGA
Ixodes scapularis (black-legged tick) is the source of this 864-nucleotide messenger RNA. RefSeq names its product juvenile hormone acid O-methyltransferase-like. Bases 1 to 864 code for a protein of 287 amino acids. The record is from RefSeq and is a predicted model, not a curated record. The transcript has 3 exons. Gene Ontology annotation, molecular function: S-adenosylmethionine-dependent methyltransferase activity. NCBI's taxonomy places the organism in Eukaryota, Metazoa, Arthropoda, Arachnida, Ixodida, Ixodidae.